AUGUAUGGCCAUAACGUGGGCACACUCAAUGUCUACACUGAGACGAAUGGCGUCCUUGGCUCAGCUCGUUGGUCUCAGUCGGGAUAUACCAAGGAAAGCAAAUGGUAUGAGGCAUCAAUCAGCAUCGAUCCAGGAAGUGAAUUUAAGCUCGUGUUCAUUUCCGAAAAUGCAGUCGGUUCCCAGGGCAACAUUGCAAUCGAUGAUAUAAGUCUUUCUGAUGGAGUAUGUUCAGCUCUACCUCCAAACACGCCUGAUCCGUCCUUCCUGGUGGACUGUGAUUUUGACGAUGCCAUCCACCUGUGUCAUUAUACCAAUAGCAAGAAUGAUGAUGGUGAUUGGUAUCGCGAUUCUGGUAGCAUGAACGGUGUCUCAAUUGGACCAAGGUCAGACCAUACUACCGGGAACUCUUCGGGCUACUACCUCCACACACCUGAUUAUGGUUCUAACAAGCCACACCUAGAAGGGGUGACGGUUGUCGCACCAGCCAGCGGCGCAUGCAUCACAUUUUGGUAUCACAUGUAUGGCUAUAACAUUGGCACACUCAAUGUCUACACCGAGACGAAUGGCGUCCUUGGCUCAGCUCGUUGGUCCCAGUCGGGAUAUACCACGGAAAGCAAGUGGUAUGAAGUAUCAAUCAGCAUCGAUCCAGGAAGUGAAUUUAAGCUCGUUUUCAUUUCUGAAAAUGCAGUCGGUUCCCAGGGCAACGUUGCAAUCGAUGAUAUAAGUCUUUCUGAUGGUGUAUGUUCCGCUCUACCUCCAAACACGCCUGAUCCGUUCUUCCUGGUGGACUGUGAUUUUGACGAUGCCAUCCACCUGUGUCAUUAUACCAAUAGCAAGAAUGAUGAUGGUGAUUGGUAUCGCGAAUCUGGUAGCAUGAACGGUGUCUCAAUUGGACCACGGUCAGACCAUACUACCGGGAACUACAAGUCUAAUAUCUGA
Messenger RNA from Patiria miniata (bat star), 939 nucleotides. Its product is annotated as MAM and LDL-receptor class A domain-containing protein 1-like. Bases 1 to 939 code for a protein of 312 amino acids. The record is from RefSeq and is a predicted model, not a curated record. NCBI's taxonomy places the organism in Eukaryota, Metazoa, Echinodermata, Asteroidea, Valvatida, Asterinidae. Gene Ontology annotation, cellular component: membrane. The transcript has 7 exons.